AUGAAUGCUCUAAAUAGAAUGAUUAAACUGGGUCGUGCCGACAAUGCGAGGUAUUUCAACGGGGAGGUGACAUCUAGAUUGUUUCCUUCAAUUCAUAUCUCGAGCUUUAAUUCAUCAAUGAGUCAGAGUAUAACCAUUCCUGUAACUCUUAUACGUUCAUUCAAAUACCGCACAACGUUUUAUUUGCCUUUGUCAAACAUUCCUCGGUCGGCAACUGUUAAAGACCUGUUUGAUCGUAUACGUCAUGAAAUAGAGACUUCUUCAGUUAUACCUCCCCCUUUCAAGAAUCUUUGCUUCGAUGCGCUGAAAAUUCGUCACAAAGCUUUUAAAACGAAAUCUGGAGAAUUGUUGGUUGAUAUAGAAGGUGACCCCAUACCAAGUGAUUCCGACCAAACUUUAGAAUCUCUUGAGAUAGUGAAUGAAACAGAAGUGGCAGUUUUCAAAAUGAACGAUUUCCUGGCUCAACGUAAUAAUCCAGAAUUUCUUUGGUGA
Molecule: messenger RNA, 492 nt
Organism: Schistosoma turkestanicum
Lineage: Eukaryota; Metazoa; Platyhelminthes; Trematoda; Strigeidida; Schistosomatidae
Source: the annotation of a GenBank genome assembly